AAUCUCCCAUCAACACCAGAAAAGCAAACAAGAAAAACAAGAAACGAUGAUGAAACAGAUCAUACCCAACAAGAAGAACAAACACUCCAUCCCAAAAGAACUUCCAACCCAAAUCAUCCUUGAAAUCCUCUCAAGACUCCCCAUCAAAAUCCUCUUCCUUUGCCAACUCGUUUCCAAACACUGGCUUUCUCUCAUCCCAGACCCCCACUUCGCCAAACUCCACCUCUCAAGAUCACAAGUCAACCUCUUGAUCAAACCCAAGUACCGAUCGAGUCUACUCCGCUUGGUCGACCUUCAAAUCCUCCAUAAAAUCCAUCCCCGCGAAGCCCAGUUGAAAUUCAUCCCCAAAAUCAACUUCCCACCUCUGGGAAUAAAAGUAGUCAACUCCUGCAAUGGUUUGCUUUGCUUGUGUAAUGUACCUGAAAUUUUCAUAUGCAAUCCAAUUCUGUGUGAGUACACUUGCUUACCAUUCCCAAUAUAUGAUGGAGAAUAUGAUCGUUACAUCACUGCUUUUGGGUUUAGUCCCAAGACUAACCAAUACAAGGUUAUACGGUUUUUUAUCCAACGGUUUGUCGAGUUUUUCGACCCCACCAUUAAAAACUUUGUCGCGUCCUUUUUCAACCCCUUAACUGAAGAGCUGGACGACUCUUUUGACCCCAUUACUGAGUUAAGGACUUCUCGCGAGGAGGCGAAAGCUAUAAUUUACACAAUUGGUGAAGGAUCGUGGAGAAACAUGGGAAGUGUUCCUUACUUUUUGACAAAUCACUCAUUCAAUUCUUUUGUGAAUGGAGCUCUUCAUUGGCUUAAUUUUGCACGUGAUAGUCCCGACUUCAUUUGUUGUUUUGAUUUUGGGAGCGAGCAAUUUCGGGUUGUCCCUGAACCUCCUGAGUUUGGUCUGCGUAGGAAGGAAUUUCCGGAUCAUAUACGAGUGGGUGUGCUGCGUGAUAGUCUUUCUAUUUGUGACUUUUCUAACCCUUUUUGUAUCGAUAUAUGGUUAAUGAAAGAUUACGGGAUUAAGGAGUCUUGGAGCAAAGAGUUGGUUAUUGAAAAUGGGAUUGGUAAGAGAGGGAAUUUGGACCGUCAUGAGCCAAUUAUGAUUCUGAAGAGUGGUGAAAUCUUGAUGCUUGUUAACAAGGAUUCUCUUGUGAUGUAUAAGCCUAAGUUAGGAAAAUUUAAGAAGCUAAAUACUUAUGGGAUCAAAUCAGAAUUUUAUGGGAUUGCUCAUACUCCGAGCUUAGUUUCCCUCCGGGAUGUGGCCAAAGGGGAAAGAGGUUCUUUUGUCUAUUAAGUAGCCAA
Molecule: messenger RNA, 1296 nt
Organism: Camellia sinensis
Lineage: Eukaryota; Viridiplantae; Streptophyta; Magnoliopsida; Ericales; Theaceae
Product: F-box protein At3g07870-like
Molecular function (GO): protein binding
Source: RefSeq, a predicted model, not a curated record